AACGUUAGCAUCCGGCUAACUCAUAACUUCCCGACCGCUGUCUGUGAGUCUCGCCUCCAACUUGAGAAUGCUGAACGGGCUGAGCAUCGAUGGCGGAGAGCAAUGACUGAGGAGUUUGAUGACGAUGUGGUAUUUGAGAACUCCCCACUGUUCCAGUACCUUCAGGAUCUAGGGCACACCGACUUCGAGUCAUGUCCGACGGUGUCUCAGGAGGAGGAGGAGGAGUACGGAGGUGCAGAGGGAGACCUCAACUCUGCUGGCCAAGAUAAGCAAAAAACUACAGGAGGAUGUUUAUGGAGACUGGUUGAGGCCUUGAGGAGAUGGAGUCCCCUUCACCAGGCAGCUGAAUCUCAUAAGCUGGAGCAGCAGCUGGACAGUGCUUUUGGCCAGUACUCGGUCAGAUGCAUCCUGGACCAGGACGUGCUGUUGCAGGAGGAUGUGGAGCUUAUCGAGCUUUUGGACCCGAGCUUGCUCACCUUCGGCUCGUCGCCUUCCGGCUCCCCAAGCCGAGUGAGCUCCCUGCCCAGGCUGAGUCUCGUCCCCAGGCUAUCACUAUGGGACGUAGCGGGGCUGGUGGGAGUGGCUGCCAUGCUGUUAGGAGUCUGUUCCUCUUCUGGGAGCCUGUGGUCUCUGGCUGCUGCGCCGUGGGGUCUGGCUCUGCUGGGCUGGAUGGGAAAGAGGGGCCUGGUAUUGUGGAGACGCCGACGCAUGCAGAAGGACGUCCAAACCAGGGCCAACCGGCUCCAGACUCUGGUCCAUAACAGCAAAACUCUGACGGGACUGGCCCGAAAAGCUCUGCGUCUGGUGCAGGAGACAGAGGUCAUCUCCAGAGGGUUCACCCUUUUGCUCGACAGGGUGAGUGCGGCCGGAUCCUUUAGCAGGGCGGGGCCCGGGGCGGUGCCCCGCAGCCAGCAGCUAAUUGGCCUCAGGAAGGUCCUGUACCGGGCUCUCCGCUCGGCCUUCAGAGCCUCGCGCAGGGCCACCUGUCACAUGCUCAAAGCGUUCCCGCUGAACUCUGAGGUCGACAAUGUGACCAACUACGUGUGCGCGGUGCCUCUGAAGGAGCUGGGGCUCGGCCUGGGCAUCGAGCACCUCGGGGACGAGCAGGCGCAGGAGCUGACUGAUGACUACAGCCUUCCAGCCCUCAAGAUGCUCUUCCAGCUGUGGUUGGGUCAAAGUUCAGAAUGUUUGCGACGUCUCGCUCUUCUCCUCUCGCCGCACCGAAUUGCAGAGUCUGAGGAAGACAGAACCAAAGAAGACACCUACCCUCCUUCAUCCCACCCACCGCCUCCGCUUCACCGCUCCGUCGCUGCCGUGACCGAGCCCCUCCAUCAUGCUCUAGCCAGCUGUCUCGCCGACGUUCAGCGCAGCUACGACUUCCACCGACACUUCGAGAUGCAGCCGAGGUUGUCGAGCUCCGACAAGAACGGGCGUGCGAGGGAGAAAUGCAGAGAGCUGAACACCCUGCACACGUCCAUCCGAAGCCUGCAGCUUCACCUCAAGGCGCUGCUCAGCGAGAUGAUUAUCUUGGAGGAUGAUCUAGAGAAGCUGAUGGUGUCCAAGCAGCUAACAGAUUUAACCCUGGAAGGCUACCGCGACCUGAACGAGCGGCUGCAGCUGCUGCAGCCCCACAUGCAGGCCAGCGCUGGCUGCUGGGAGGACACAGUCAGCCAGGUGGAGCGCAUGCUAAGACGAGCCAACUCCUCUCCAGGUAAUGCUGAUGACACUGAGCAGUUUGGUCCUCUGGUUCCUGAGGUUCCUGCUCCUCCAUCCUACCCUCUAAUUCUGGACAGAGACCCCGUGCCGGAGGAAAUCGAGCUGGAGGCCUACGUCUCCGACUCGGACUCUGACGGGGAGGGAAGAGGGUCGUGGUCCGACUUGCUGUCCCCAGAGGAGCGGGAACGACAGCGGAGGGAGAGGGAGGAGUCUCGUCGCGUCCUGUCUGAGCUGAAAGCCGUCCUGGGCUUCCGCGCGUCCGACGGGGAGAGGAUGAAGAGGAAGCAGAUGCUGUUCAGCGACCAAGCGGCUUCAUCGCCUUCAGUUCUGAGUCAGGGUCAGGAUCCCGCUGCUCCCAGUUCUGUAAGCGCUGCAGGAACUGGUGCUGAGGAAGGAAACUACCUAUCAGAGCGCCAUGCAGGAAACGACGUGGAGGAAGAGGAAGGAAGCUACGACAGGGUGAGGCCCGACCCUGUCACAGAGUUCAGCUGCGGCCUGGAGGAAAGGGAGACGGGAGGACCCUCCGUCUGUGGCGGAGGAGGAACGUCAGAGCUGCACCAGUAUGACGGUGUCGCUGAGGAGGAAGAAGAGCGUCAGAACGGUCUGGACUGCUUCCUGAAUCCUAAAAUCCCCGCCGUCUCUGUGAUGGACAGACUGACUGAGAUCCACGGCUCAGAGACUCUCAGCUUUAGCUCCGCCAUUGCUGCUCAAGUGGUGGCGCGCUCGCAGUCGCUUGUCAACAUGGAGGAGCAGACGUUUGGAGACGACGAUGAUGAUGAUGAGGAGGAGGAAGGGGAAAACGCCAUCAUCUCAGAGAAGAAUUAAACAUCAAGCUGGCUGCUUUAACCGAGCAGAGACAGUAUUUAUGUCUGACUGUCUGUUUGGUCCGUAUUACGUCCCGUUAUGUUCCAGCUCUCAUCUAUCACUGUGCUUCACCUACAAUUCUUAUUGCUGUGGAAACUCAGGAACAAGACCCACUGACACAGUGGGGUUCAAGUAGCAGAUUAUCCUCAGAUACAACCAGAUAAUUUAGCAUCGUCUGUCUUACCUGUGGAUGUAAUAGAAAAAAACAUCUCCUUCGCUGUAAUCACCUUUCAUUUAGUUGAUUUGUUGUCACCUCACAUGGUUACUGAUGGAAGAAGAAAGAGCUUCACUGCUCAAUUGUUUACCCACUACACAAAUGUUUAUAUUGAAUUUAGCCAAAUUGAUCUAUAAUUCGAACUUUUUCUGCUCUUAAAGACG
Molecule: messenger RNA, 2958 nt
Organism: Cyprinodon variegatus (sheepshead minnow)
Lineage: Eukaryota; Metazoa; Chordata; Actinopteri; Cyprinodontiformes; Cyprinodontidae
Gene: vezt
Product: vezatin, adherens junctions transmembrane protein
Exons: 12
Coding region: 103-2541 (812 amino acids)
Biological process (GO): cell-cell adhesion
Cellular component (GO): plasma membrane
Molecular function (GO): myosin binding
Source: RefSeq, a predicted model, not a curated record